ACCAAUCUCAAAGCAAAUUAUAUACACUACUACUUCUUGAUCUUUUGUACUAUACAAACAUAUGGCUCCAAGAACCUCUCUUGCACUCUUCGUUUCUCUCAACCUCCUCUUCUUCACUUGCACCUCUGCAACCACAGGGACUUGUCCUAUACAGAUCAGUACUUGUGCCAAUGUGCUCAAUCUAGUGGACCUAACAUUGGGAAACCCACCUGUAAAGCCAUGUUGCUCGCUCAUCCAAGGCUUGGCUGACCUUGAGGCUGCGGCCUGCCUCUGCACUGCGCUCAAAGCUAGCAUUCUUGGAAUUGUCAAUAUUAACCUUCCUAUCAAUCUCAGCGUACUCCUCAAUGUUUGUAGUAGGAAUGCUCCAAAGGGUUUCCAGUGCGCGUAAGUUGAAUACCUAUGACAUACCUAUAAAACAAACGAAUCAUACUGAUACUUGAACAUGUUUUCUUAUCUACUUGUUGUUGUUCUAAGGUUUUUUUUUUUCUUGGAUUGUUAAAAAUGAACGUACGUUCUGAUGCAAUAAUGGAAAUGGAGUUGUGUGUAUAAUUGGCAAGUUUAUAUCUACUCCUUCGCUUCGUUGUUCCUUCGUCUCUUCUUUGUAAUUGUGUAUUUCAAAUUUGCUUAAUAAAAAUAUGGGUGAAAGACCUGUGUUCUCCC
Arabidopsis thaliana (thale cress) is the source of this 660-nucleotide messenger RNA. Its product is annotated as Bifunctional inhibitor/lipid-transfer protein/seed storage 2S albumin superfamily protein. Gene Ontology annotation, cellular component: extracellular region. The transcript has a single exon. Bases 62 to 388 code for a protein of 108 amino acids. Lineage: Eukaryota; Viridiplantae; Streptophyta; Magnoliopsida; Brassicales; Brassicaceae. The record is from RefSeq and is marked reviewed.